Xenopus laevis (African clawed frog) is the source of this 2740-nucleotide messenger RNA. RefSeq names its product stannin L homeolog (gene snn.L). NCBI's taxonomy places the organism in Eukaryota, Metazoa, Chordata, Amphibia, Anura, Pipidae. Gene Ontology annotation, cellular component: membrane; mitochondrial outer membrane. The record is from RefSeq and is marked provisional.
GAAUGCUGGUGGGCUCUGCUGCCCUCUCCGUGCCCGGAAGGAUUAGGGGAGACGUGGGUGACCGACAGGAGCCCGAGGCAGAAUUAAGCUUGUUUAUCAGUGCUGAAUCUGCGCAAUAGAAUAUAAAGGGGAACGGAUCAGCAGUACCAACCAUGUCUAUUAUGGACCAUAAUCCCACCACUGGAGUAGUUACAGUAAUCGUCAUCCUCAUCGCCAUUGCAGCCCUCGGUGCCUUAAUACUGGGCUGCUGGUGUUACUUACGUCUACAGAAGAUCAGCCAGUCCGAGGAUGAGGAGAGUAUUGUGGGCGAAGGGGAAACCAAAGAGCCAUUUCUCCUGGUUCAGUACUCUGCCACAGGACCUCGCGUGGAGAAAAAGACUAAGCUGACUCCUAAUGGCACCGAGUCUCAUAGCUAAGUCUCUGCUGUCUCGGAGUCCACAAAGCGACGGUUCUAUAAAGCAGAACUAAUACUGUGAAGAAGAGAAAAAUAGAAACCCAUUUUGUAGUUGUGACAGCAGAAUCCCACACUGACAAUGCAUGCACGGAAUACUCAUUCCUGUGAUCCUCUGAUAAACGCGUACUUGAAUGUCAUCUGAUUGGAAAUCUCCCCCAGAAUGUGAACUGUUCUCUGAACAAAUGUAAAUAGUUGCCUGUUCUUUCUUUCUUUCUUUCUUUUUUAUUACAGCAUUGUAUGAAGUCGAUAUUGCUUCUGAUGGAGCUGAAGGCACAGAGAUCCACUCUGAAGCUUCUUUGGAAAUGGACUGAAGUUUCCAUAGUUGUGCAUUUGGUGGUUUUUAACACUAAGGAGGCUCAGCAUGGCUCGAUGGAAGAUUAACUUAGCUUUAAGCCUUUAACUGCAGUGAAUCUGCCGCUUGCAGUGGGUUUCAAUAUGGAGCUGGUGACAUGGAACAUGUGUUCUAAGAGGCUUCUCCACAUUGAAGUGGCAGAUGAGCAGUUGUAAGAUUUCCCCACCCCUUUUUUUUAAAGUCUUUUAGAUUUUCACUACAAAACCUACAAUCUGUCAUUAACCAAGUUAAAGGAGAACUAAACCCUAAAAAUGAAAGACUAAAAAUGCCAUAUUUCUAUACUUACCUUAUUGCACCAGCCUAACGUUUCAGCUUGUCAAUAGCAGCAAUGAUCCAGGACUUCAAACUUGUCAGGGGGUCACCAUCUUGGAAAGUGUCUGACACUCACAUGCUCAGUGGGUUCUGAGCAGCUGUUGAGAAGCUAAGCUUAGGGGUCAUCACAAAUUAUCAAAAAGAAAAUGAGGUUUGUCUGUAAUAUAAGCUGAUGCUACAGGGCUGAUUAUUAAAUUCUGAUGCUAGUUGCACUGGUUUCUGUGCUGUCAUGUAGUAGUUAUCUGUAUUAAUUAAUAAUCAUCCUUAUAUUGACAUUUAUAUUCUGUGUGUACUGUAUAUUGUGAGUUGAUCCCUAAGCUCAGUAAAGCUGGCCAUAGAUGCAAAGAUCCGAUUGUACGAAUCAUCGUACGAUCGGACUUUCCCAUCUCCCGACCCACCACUAACCAUUCAGAUCAAAGUCUUACCAGUCAGAUUUGUUAAAGAACAGAUCAGCAAUGUUCUGCCCCUGACAGCAAUCGUACGAUAUCUAUGUCCAACCAAAGCUAGUGACAGUCUCCCACUGAAAAUCGUACGAUCGGCAAUACACGCAGAGAUAUUAUCGGCAGCCGACAGAAAUUUUCUAACCUGUCCAAUCGACCAAACGACCGAUCUCCGCCGGGCGAAAAAUGUCGGGACUCUCCACACACGUUCCGAAAAUCGUACGAAUCCUCGAUUCGUACAAUCAGAUCUUUGCGUCUAUGGCCAGCUUAAGUGACAGCAGCACAGAGCAUGUGCAGUGAAUCAACAAAAAAGAAGAUGGAGAACUACUGCGGCAUCUUUGGAGACACAGAUCUUAACUGCUAAAGGGCAGUGGUUGCCUUGGGCUGGUACAGAAGCACAAAACAUAAUGUACGAUAUAUCUAGCUACUUCUUUAGUUAAGCUUUAGUUCUCCUUUAAAGAAAUUUCACAUUGAUGUGGCACAAACAAUUGUUGUUUCCAUAGCACUGUUUGUUUUUAAAACAAUUAGGGACGCAGUUCCACUCUGCAUGGCCCCCAGGCAGUUUUUAUUUUUCUUUCUAGUCUACUUCAGAGUUGGAAUGAGUUUGGGUAUUCUGGAUACCCAAUGACCAACUUGAUAGACUUAAAUACAUGAAAUGAAUAAAACACGUGCCUGGUUUUAAAACAUUUACCAACUGUUUCUGACUGUGGUUCAUUAUUAUGGUGUAGGGCAAAACAGAUGUUUGACCCACCUGUGCUCAUAAACCAAAAGAAUGGCCUUAGUUUUAGAAGCUUGUGGGGUUCUGCUCAGAAACACUCACUUUGGGGGUGUUCCAAGCCGCCCUCAUCCAUCAACACCAGCAUAAGCCAUUCUUAUGAACGGGAAGCAACGUCUAAUGGGAAAAUGUGUUUUAAUAGUUGUGCUUCUCCCUUAGAGCACUGCACAAUUCAAAAUGCCCAGAUUACCCUUAGAUUCAAGUCUCUUUAUUCUGUGUUGUCUUCUUGAUUUGUACUGAACAAACAGUCUAGAUGUCAUGCUCUGUAGAAUUGUUUAUGAAUUGCACCCCAAAGUGACACCCACAUAACGUCGUAUAUGCUGUCGUCCCACACGUGGAGAGACUUUUAAUUGCACUGAAAACAUUUACAUUUGUUCUAAAUGAUUAAAUCAUUGUGAUUUGCAGAA